AACACUUUACGGCAGUGAAUUCCUAAAAAGCGUGUUACGACAGUGGGUAGCGGAGGUGUUUUCAUUCCACGCACUUAGCCUUUAGCACAUAUUAGUUAUGUUAUCCUUGUUUUUGUAGUUAACCGAACCUAAAUGAGUGUUUUUCAUUUAUUUCGUGGCUUCUUCGGGGUUCCCGGUGGCCGAAGGGACCCUUUCUUCGAGGCCAUGACCCGUGAUGAUGAAGACGAUGAAGAUGACAGCUUCUACGAUGACAGCUUCCGGGGGGACGGACAGGACCCCUUCGACAGUGCUUGGAAGUUUGGUUUUAGCUUCAGUCCCGAUGGGAUGAGAAUCCAAGAACCUCCUUUGUUUGGGCACGUUCUCAGGGAGAUGGAGGAGAUUUUUUCCCAUCUGGGUCACUGGGAUUCGCAAUCCGGUGUUCCCAGCAUUGCACCACCGCCACGUCAGGACGGAAAACGUGGUUCUAGCGGGAACCCCCUCAGAGACUUCAUGCUGAAAUAUCCCGAUAGUGAUAUACGAGGGAGAAAGGAGUCGCCACAAUUACCAAACUCUACUCCGUUUUCAAAAUUCAGUGAUGUCUGGAUGGAUAAGCUACCAAAAACACCAAAAGAUGAGUGCAAAAAAGAUCAAGAUCUUGAUUCUGCCGUGUCCGUUGGCGGUCUGGAUCAAGUUCUGACACCACCCGCCGACCUCGUGCCAAGUCAGCAGCCUCGGAGCAGGUCCUUCUUUCAGUCGGUCACAGUCACCAAAGUGCUGAAACCUGACGGGACUAUGGAAGAGCGGCGCACGGUUCGAGAUGGCCGAGGCAACGAGGAGACCACCGUUACCCACUCGAGAGGUCAUGGUGGUCAGGAGGGACCAGAUCAUCAAAUUGGCACUCGCUUCUCAGACAUGUGGGGAGAUGAUACAGACUCCUUCACAAAGCUUUUCGGAGGCUUUAAAUGACUUUAAUAUAACACGCAAACAUUUAAUUUAUGUUGUAGGGCUGUCAGUUGCACGCAGACGCUUGCAAGGUGAGGUAAUAUCGCAGAAAAAUUCCCAAUGUUUAUGAUAUAUUUAUUUUUGUAUUGCCCCAAUAGUUUGUUGACUGAAAAUAAAGAACAUUGACAUUU
This is a messenger RNA of Corythoichthys intestinalis (scribbled pipefish), 1112 nucleotides long. It is a transcript of the gene hax1, whose product is annotated as HCLS1 associated protein X-1. Gene Ontology annotation, biological process: regulation of actin filament polymerization; negative regulation of apoptotic process. The transcript is spliced from 7 exons. Gene Ontology annotation, cellular component: sarcoplasmic reticulum; mitochondrion; clathrin-coated vesicle. Bases 133 to 945 code for a protein of 270 amino acids. Lineage: Eukaryota; Metazoa; Chordata; Actinopteri; Syngnathiformes; Syngnathidae. The record is from RefSeq and is a predicted model, not a curated record.